GUGGGGGCUGUCCAGCGAUAAGAGGCGGCAGGCGGACCCUGGUGGGAGGGCUGGGAGGCUGCUGUCACUUUAUGAGUCCGCGGCGCAGAGUGAGAGUGUCCUGCUGCCAGAGGACCGGGGCGGGCUGGGCGCAGGGCCCCGGCCUCUCGCUCACCACACGGACCCCGCGGCUGCACCGGCAGCCUCGGUGGUGGCGGCGGCAGAGCCUCGCCCACUCCCAUCCCCACCCUCUCCAUCCUUAGCUGUUAAAGAACCGCAGCGCCUGGCACGUUCCGGGAGGACCCCCGGCGCGGAAGAGGAAAGGGAGCAGGCGCAAGGGGACUGGAAAGGCAGCAUGCGCCCCCCGGGAGCAGCCUCGGCGCCCACGGUCUGAGGCGGCAGCCUCAGUUCGCCAUUGUGAGCCUCCGCCGGGGGAGCUCGCAGGCGCCGCCGUCCCCCUGGGUCCCCUUCGGCACAGUGAUGGGGCACCUGCCCACAAGACCGCGCGGCGGCCGCCGCCUCCUGUCUCUGCUCUGGGUCUUUGUGCUGCUCAAGAAUGCCACAACAUUCCAUGUAACUGUUCAAGACGAUAAUAGCAUCGUUGUCUCUUUAGAAGCUUCAGAUGUCAUGAGCCCAUCAUCUGUUUAUGUUGUGAAGAUAACUGGGGAAUCCAAAAAUUACUUCUUCGAAUUUGCAGAAUUCAACAGCACUUUGCCUCCUCCUGUUACCUUUAAGGCUAAUUACCAUGGCCUUUAUUAUAUAAUCACGCUGGUAGUGGUAAAUGGAAAUGUGGUUACCAAGCCAUCCAGAUCAAUCACUGUGUUAACAAAACCCCUACCUGUAACCAGUGUUUCAAUAUAUGACUAUAAACCUUCUCCUGAAACAGGAGUCCUGUUUGAAAUUCAUUAUCCAGAAAAAUAUAAUGUUUUCACAAGAGUAAACAUAAGCUACUGGGAAGGUAAAGACUUCCGAACAAUGCUAUAUAAAGAUUUCUUUAAGGGAAAAACAGUAUUUAAUCACUGGCUGCCAGGAAUAUGUUAUAGUAACAUCACUUUUCAGUUGGUAUCCGAGGCAACUUUUAAUAAAAGUACCCUCGUGGAGUAUAGUGGUGUCAGUCAUGAACCCAAACAGCAUAGAACUGCCCCUUAUCCCCCUCGAAAUAUCUCGGUUCGUAUUGUAAACUUGAACAAGAACAAUUGGGAAGAACAGAGUGGCAGUUUCCCAGAGGAAUCGUUCAUGAGAUCACAAGAUACAGUGCGAAAAGACAAACUCUUCCAUUUUACAGACGAAACCCCUGAAAUUCCCUCUGGCAACAUUUCUUCUGGUUGGCCCGAUUUCAACAGCAGUGAUUACGAAACGACAUCCCAGCCCUACUGGUGGGGAAGCGUAUCUGCAGCCCCGGAAAGCGAAGAUGACUUUGUCAGCGUCCUUCCUGUGGAAUAUGAAAAUAACAGCACCCUCAGCGAGACCGAGAAAUCAACAGCAGGCUCUCUCUCAUUUUUUCCUGUACAAAUGAUCCUGAAUUGGUUACCACCUAAACCACCCACUGCCUUCGACGGAUUCCAUAUCCACAUAGAAAGAGAAGAAAACUUUACUGAAUAUCUGACAGUGGAUGAAGAAGCCCAUGAAUUCGUUGCGGAACUGAAGGAGCCCGGGAAAUACAAGUUAUCCGUGACAACCUUUAGUUCUUCAGGAUCCUGUGAAACCCGAAAAAGUCAGUCAGCAAAAUCCCUCAGUUUCUAUAUCAGCCCUUCUGGAGAGUGGAUCGAAGAGCUGACCGAGAAGCCCCAGCACGUGAGUGUCCACGUUCUAAGCUCAACCACCGCGCUGAUGUCCUGGACAUCUGCCCAGGAGAACUACAGCGGCACCAUCGUGUCCGUGGUGUCGCUCACCUGCCAGAAACAGAAGGAGAGCCAGAGGCUAGAAAAGCAGUACUGCACCCAGGUAAAGGANUAUGAGCAGGAAAUGACCCCAAUUGCUCCAGAAAUCACAUCUGUGGAGUAUUUCAACAGCCUGUUAUACAUCAGUUGGACAUACGGUGAUGACACAACUGAUCUCUCCCAUUCUAGAAUGCUACACUGGAUGGUUGUUGCAGAAGGAAAGAAGAAAAUUAAAAAGAGCGUCACACGCAAUGUCAUGACUGCGAUUCUCAGCCUGCCUCCUGGAGAUAUCUACAACCUCUCCGUAACCGCUUGCACGGAACGAGGAAGUAACACCUCCAUGCUCCGCCUCGUCAAGCUAGAACCAGCUCCUCCAAAAUCACUGUUUGCUGUGAAUAAAACCCAGACUUCAGUGACUUUGCUGUGGGUGGAAGAGGGAGUUGCUGACUUUUUUGAAGUCUUCUGUCAACAAGUUGGCUCGAGUCAAGAAACAAAACUCCAGGAACCGAUUUCUGUUUCCUCUCAUGUUGUGACCAUCUCCAGCCUCCUUCCUGCCACGGCCUACAACUGUAGUGUCACCAGUUUCAGCCACGACAGCCCCAGCGUCCCCACAUUCAUAGCCGUCUCAACAAUGGUUACAGAGAUGAACCCCAAUGUGGUAGUCAUCUCGGUGCUGGCCAUCCUCAGCACGUUGUUAAUUGGGCUGCUGCUCGUGACCCUUAUCAUUCUGAGGAAAAAGCACCUGCAGAUGGCAAGGGAAUGCGGAGCAGGAACUUUUGUCAACUUUGCAUCUUUGGAGAGGGAUGGAAAGCUUCCAUACAACUGGCGUAGGAGUAUAUUUGCUUUCUUAACCCUGCUACCCUCAUGUCUUUGGACUGAUUAUCUUUUGGCAUUUUAUAUUAAUCCUUGGAGUAAAAAUGGUUUAAAGAAGAGGAAACUGACUAACCCAGUCCAGCUGGAUGACUUUGACGCCUACAUCAAGGAUAUGGCCAAAGACUCUGACUAUAAAUUUUCUCUUCAAUUUGAGGAGUUGAAAUUGAUUGGACUGGACAUUCCACACUUUGCGGCAGACCUUCCACUGAACCGAUGUAAAAAUCGCUACACAAACAUCCUACCAUAUGACUUUAGCCGAGUGAGAUUAGUCUCCAUGAAUGAAGAGGAAGGUACAGACUAUAUCAAUGCCAACUACAUUCCUGGAUACAACUCAUCCCAGGAGUAUAUUGCCACACAGGGGCCACUGCCUGAGACCAGAAAUGACUUUUGGAAGAUGGUUCUACAACAGAAGUCCCAGAUUAUUGUCAUGCUCACGCAGUGUAAUGAGAAAAGAAGGGUGAAAUGUGACCAUUACUGGCCGUUCACGGAAGAACCCAUAGCUUACGGAGACAUCACCGUGGAGAUGAUCUCAGAGGAAGAGCGGGAUGACUGGGCCUGCAGACACUUCCGGAUCAACUAUGCUGAUGAGAUGCAGGACGUGAUGCAUUUCAACUACACUGCGUGGCCUGAUCACGGGGUGCCCACGGCAAAUGCUGCGGAGAGCAUCCUGCAGUUUGUGCACGUGGUUCGACAGCAAGCAACCAAGAGCAAAGGCCCCAUGAUCGUGCACUGCAGUGCCGGAGUCGGCCGGACGGGAACAUUCAUUGCCCUGGACAGGCUCUUGCAGCACAUUCGGGAUCAUGAGUUUGUCGACAUCUUGGGGCUGGUGUCCGAAAUGCGAUCAUACCGGAUGUCUAUGGUGCAGACAGAGGAGCAGUACAUUUUUAUCCAUCAGUGUGUGCAGCUGAUGUGGAGGAAGAAGAAGCAGCAGUUCUGCAUCAGCGACGUCAUCUAUGAGAAUGUGAGCAAGUCCUAGCUCAGAAUCCACAGCAGACAGGACAUGGUGUGCACCCAUCCUCCCUUGCUUCCAGAGUUUUUUAGGGGCCCUGCUGGCCAUUUUGCUAAGAAGAGCCCCUGCUUUGUAGUAUGUGGCCAAGGAGAUAAUCUAUCUCACUGAAGCACCGGGAAGAUUUAGCCUUAAACAGUAUACAGUGUCUUUUGGACUCCUUCAUUCUGGACAUUUAAUAACGGACCAAAUUCACCCGAACACCAGAAAGGUCCAGAAGCUCUGCAAAGGGCAGGAAGCACAGCACUUCCGAAGACUUUCCUUGGCCCUUGGCUGGUUGGGCUGAGUUUGUUGUUGUUGUUGUUGUUUUUAAGUGCAAUAAUUUUUGUAUGUGUGAUUUUAUCAGGAAGUUGGAUUGUUUUCUACCCACACGACUGACCAAGCCCGUAGCCCAAGAGGGAACAGGAAUUGUUGGUAUCAAAUUAUACCUCACUGUUAAAAAGUGGCCUGCCCACACAUGAGGAAAUGUUGAUUCUGCUUCAAGGAAAUUGAAGCGGUGCUAGCUGUCCUCCAACAUUAAGCUGCUGGAUCAGGAGCGGGGCGGGCGGACGGGCGGACGAGAGAAGGGCUCUACCCACAGAUCCUCUGCAGAUCUUUUCCAAAUAUGGAAAGCUGUAAUUCAGCUUCAAAGUAGAGUAGACAAAAUAUUUAAGUCUUAAUUGUUCUAGUUCCUGAUGGUUUUCUUCCUUAUUAACACUUACGUGUUGUUUUUUCCUGGGCCCUCUUGAACUAAUGUCACUGUCCAGAUUCUUUUUUUCACCAAACCACAGCUGGUUCAGAACGGUUUGAAGAAGGACUCUUAAGACUCCGUUGCUGUCUGAGCAACCUUGGUGCCUAGACUUUGCAUUCCUUACUCUGUGGACCUGCAUCCAUGUGAAAGCGAUUUCUCUGAGAACUAUAUUAUAGGCUGUGAAAGCGCACUUUCUUUCCCCCCAAAGAGCUGGGGGUUUAUGAAGCUACGGCAACGAACUGCAGCAUGCUAGGACGAUUAUUUGGCUAUGGUCAAGCGUCUCUAUGGAUUCCAACAGGGGUUUCUUUGGGUUUUGUUUUCCUUUGGGUUGUCAGUUUCAUCUUAACCAGUGUAACUAGUAACAUUUUCUUCUUGGGAUUUUGUAUGAUUACAGUACAUGAUUGUGUAUGGUGCCCUACGUGCUGUCACGACGGACCCUGACAGCACUGUGAAGCCCGUUACUUUGUGUCACUUCCUUAAAAAACGAGGUGAUGGUAUGGAUAUACAAAGGAAAACAUUUGCAGCUGAAAGUAAACGCGAGCUGACUGCUUCCCUGUGGCAAUGCGCUGUCCUGCUGUCCCGUACGUGCUUCCGGACGCUUCUUCCCUGUGCAUCUGAUCACUACCCCUUGCCCUGGCUUCCCUUCACUCCUGAUCUUCUUCACGAAGCCAUGCACCUAGGAGCAGCUUAAUCAUUUACCAGUGACCUUAGCAACGGGGAAGGGUGCCAGGCGAACAGCUCCGCACCCCGCCGUCUCCUGUCACUGAGAAGGCCUGGCCACAGCAGACCUUGGCACGGUUCUUCGCAAGACCUGGCCAGUGAGUCUCAGGUUCACCUUGCAGGGGCAAUGGCAGAGGACGCCCAGACCCCGCGGCUUAACAGCUUGGGCUCCUCAGGUGUUCUUGGUUCUCCCUCGCCUCCCUUCCUCCCCUUCUCACCUCCCCGCUGCCACCUCCUCUUCUCACCCCUACCUGUUUAUUUCCCUUCUUGGACGUG
Messenger RNA from Ailuropoda melanoleuca (giant panda), 5464 nucleotides. RefSeq names its product protein tyrosine phosphatase receptor type O (gene PTPRO). The transcript is spliced from 24 exons. Lineage: Eukaryota; Metazoa; Chordata; Mammalia; Carnivora; Ursidae. Gene Ontology annotation, biological process: axon guidance; negative regulation of canonical Wnt signaling pathway; podocyte differentiation. The record is from RefSeq and is a predicted model, not a curated record. The coding region runs from base 460 to 3708 and encodes 1082 amino acids. Gene Ontology annotation, molecular function: cadherin binding; protein tyrosine phosphatase activity; Wnt-protein binding. Gene Ontology annotation, cellular component: glutamatergic synapse; GABA-ergic synapse; plasma membrane.